AUGCCGCAGCGGUACGUGGUUGUGCUGCUGACUGCAGCAUGCACGACGGUGUGUUAUAUCGAACGCGUGGGCUUCAGCGUGGCCUACUCGUUAGUAGCUAAUCGCAACCACGUGGAUCAGGCCACCAAGGGUUGGGUGCUCUCGGCGUUUUAUUACGGAUACGCCCUUUCCCAGGUGGGUGUCUUGCGAAUGCGCCCUGUUUCAGCCGUCACACUCAUCCCAUCUCCACACGUCAUCACCUCCCAGGAAGAACCGCUGCUCCCUUCCCCUCCGCUCUCCUUCUUCCCAGCAGCUCCGCCGCACAGCGCUUUGGAGGCAGACGAGUCAUCACAGUGGCCUUCUCUUCCUCGCCUGGACCGUUCUCUCCCUCCUCACUCCUUCCCACCCCUCCUUUUGAGUCGACUUAAAAGCAGCUCCGCCGCACAGCGCUUUGGAGGCAGACGAAUCAUCACAGUGGCCUUCUCUUCCUCGCCUGGACCGUCCUCUCCCUCCUCACUCCUUCCCACUCCUCCUUCGCCCCCCUCUUACUUCCUAAUCUCCUUCCAGGUGCCUGGUAGUUCUGCAGCGCAACGCUAUGGCGGCCGGAGGGUGAUCACAGUGGCCUUCCUCGCCUGGACCGCCCUCUCCCUGCUAACUCCCUCAAACCCGACCUCCUCCUCCCUCACCUCGCCCUCCCUCCUCGCGCUGCUCCUCAUCCGCUUCCUAGUGGGCGCCACGCAGGGCUUCAUCUUCCCCUCCAUCCACACAGUGCUCGCCCUCUGCAUCCCUCCCCAUGAAAAAUCCCGAGCCGUCAGCCUCACAAUGUCGGGGAUGUAUCUGGGGGCCGGGGCGGCUAUGUCUCUCAUGCCGGCUGUAGCGGCAAGGGAGGCGCCCUGGGGCGGGCCGGCCGCGGUGUUUCGGUGGUCAGCUGGGCUGGGGUUGAUGUGGGUGGUGCUGUGGGUGCGGCUGUUUUCAAAGGAUCCGCCUGGAGGAGGGGGGAUGGGAAGAGGGAGCGGUGGUGGUGGUGGUGGCAGUGCUAGUGAUGGGAACCCGCUGUCUCCCCGUUUGCCUGGAAGUAAGCACGAUCUCCUACAGGAUGAUGAUGUGAAAGACAGUGCGGCUUCUCAGUGA
Closterium sp. Naga37s-1 is the source of this 1110-nucleotide messenger RNA. The record is from the annotation of a GenBank genome assembly. Lineage: Eukaryota; Viridiplantae; Streptophyta; Zygnematophyceae; Desmidiales; Closteriaceae.